This is a messenger RNA of Parnassius mnemosyne (clouded apollo), 1680 nucleotides long. Lineage: Eukaryota; Metazoa; Arthropoda; Insecta; Lepidoptera; Papilionidae. The record is from the annotation of a GenBank genome assembly.
GACAUUUCAUAGUCAGUCGCGUACGUCCAAGUUUCUUGUUCUUGAAUUGCUGUUUGGUUAAUACAUUUUAAUUUAAUUAUUAUUGAGAGUAUAUAGCUUUACAUAAUGCAACGUUUGAGAAGAAUGAUUAACAACAGUGACAGUGAUGAUAGUGAAGAUGAAAUCUAUGUUGUAAGACGUCCAAGGUGGAUAAAAGAAAGGAAUAAUUAUUUUUAUGACUAUGAUGACGAAGAUUUUAGGAUAAGAUUUCGGCAAUCUAAAGCAGCGGCUCAUAAUCUUUUGAUCAAAAUUGAAGAUCAUUUGGAAUUUAUAUCUGAGAGGAAUCAAUCAAUUUCUCCGAUCAAUCAGCUUUUGGCAACACUAAGAUUUUAUGCUACGAAUAAUUCACAAUUAACGAUCGGUGAUUUUAGUGGGCUCAGCACACCUACAGCACAUAGAAUAAUACAUAGAGUUAGUGCUGCCAUAGCGUCAUUGAACCACGAGUACAUAAAAUUUCCAAAUACUCAAAAGGAAAUUCGGCAAAAUCAAAGGGAGUUUUAUGGUAUUGCAAGAUUCCCUAGAGUUUAGGGGCAAUGGACUGCACACAUGUCAGAAUUUCUUCACCCGGGGGUGAUCAGGCAGAACUUUUUAGAAACCGAAAAGGCUAUUUUUCUAUUAAUGUCCAGACUAUAUGUAAUGCAAAUUUGGAAAUUAUUGAUAUUGUCGCAAGAUGGCUUGGGUCAGCACAUGACAGUACCAUAUUUAAUAAUUGCUGCCGUAAAGCAAAAUUUGAAGCUGGUGAUUAUGGUGAAGGAAUUUUACUUGUAGAUGGUGGAUAUGCAGCUACAUCCUAUUCUAUGCCCCCACUAGAGAAUCCUGGAACAGCAGUAGAGCAACUGUACAACGAGUCGCAGAUCAGGACAAGAAACGCUGUUGAAAGGUCUUAUGGGGUUUGGAAACGAAGAUUUCCAAUACUAGCUUUAGGACUACGAGUUAAAUUAGACAAGGCCUUGGUUAUAAUUAUAGCAACAGCGGUACUGCAUAACAUAUUGCGUCAACGAGGAGAAACAGUUCCACCUGAUGAUCCAGGUUUGAUUCUUCCGCCUCCCAAGGUGCUCUUACAAAAUGGACAAAUAAGUUGUGAACGAUCAAGUACUCCUCAGCGAAGUAGAGCCAGAGAACUCCUAAUAAACAAUCACUUUAGGAAUCUUAUUUAGUUCAUUGUGGGAAAAAAGUUAAAUAAAAGUCAUAUUUUUUUAUUAAGUCGCAGUUUUUAAUUAUUUUUUUUUGUUUUCUCCGCCUUAAUUGUAGUAGUAAUAACCUAGUUUUUAGUUUCUCCUGCUUUAAAAUUUCAUUUUUGAUUUUCAUUUCCAUCUCAAAAAUUUUUCUUGCUUCUUCUCUCUCUUCAGCAGCAAAAUUCAUCUGCAUUUCGGUAGCUUUUUUUUUGUUUUUUGUAAAUCCUCUAGCAAUGAAGAUGGUACAGCCGGUCUGCGCUUGGAACUCCAACUCUUACUUUGAGUAGAAGUUCCUACAUCCUCUUCUCUCUUACUCAUUGCUCGUAGAGGUGCAGAUUUUGGAGUUUGCAGCAGUUUUGGAGUGUAGUCUCCCCAAUCCUUCAAAAUAAGAAUAAUUUUGUAAUUUAUUCACAAAAUUAAUAGACUUUUAAUGGGUUAGGUAAUUCAACUAAUAGUCUGACUCUAU